UCCUGCUGUCACGCAGGCAAACAAAGUUUCCAGCGUCUUGUCACUGCUGGGUCUGAUUUUCACUUUGCGAGGGGAAAGCUAGACGCUAUCAGCCGGUCUGAUCGCUCCGGUCUCUGCUCGGUGCAAGCUCAACAUCGAGACAAAUCUCUGGACCGAGCCUUGACGACGACCCGCCACGCACAUGAUCAGAGCAACCAUGGCAGCUGCUCCCACCAUCUCUGGCACCGGAAAAGGGAAGCCAACAAUGGCUGACUUAACUGAUGCUGUCGACACCAAUAUUGGUCUAGAUGAAAGCAUGAUGGCCUCUGUGCUGUCAGCACAACCAGAUGAAGUAAGGAUUGACUUUAACAAAGGCGACAGCAACAGCCGGGUUCCCUCGGGCUUGCCUGGUCCAGGGGAUGAGCACGGAUUAGAGGUUGACAGCAUAGCCCACACGCUUGCUAGUGCCAAGCUUGCAACGCCAACGGAGUCUCUCAGCUCCGCUUCAGGCCUUGCGGGCGAACCAGGGACAACAUCGCCGGAGGGGCAACGGGUUCAGGAGACUCUCGCACAUCGAUCAUCGUCAUCAGCCCCAACAGACGCUGCUACAGGAGCUCGCCAUCACCACCUGUACAUCGGCAAUUUGUCGCCCAAAGUGUCCGAGGAGCACCUUCGCAGCGUGUUUAGUGAAUUCGUGCCCGUGGUGAACGUCAAAAUUUUGAUUCAUCACCACCCUCAGUAUCUGCCUCAUCAUGGCAUGUAUGCUCCAUACGGGCCAGCCGGACUUUUGGCUCCACAAAUGGUUCCAGGCGCCAGCAACUACGGCUUUGUUGAAGUGGAAGAUUCGCAAGGUGCCGAGAAGGCGGUCCAGCACCUCAAUGGCAGAUCGAUGUUCGAUAUGCCCAUCAAGGUCAGCUGGGCCAAACAGCAGCGGGGUCCCACGAGUUCUGCGCAAGGCAGUAAUACUGGACCUUCUAGGGCUCGUGAUACGGAGGCAGGCGCAUCCCAGCAGGAUGACACUAUCACUUCUGCUGGCGCACCGGGUUCGUUCACCGCAGGUCUCCACCACGUCUUUGUCGGAGACCUUUCCGCUGAAGUCAACGAUGCUCGUCUCCGCGAACACUUUGUCAGCGCCCUUCCUUCGCUCCACGAAGCACGGGUCAUGUGGGACAUGCACAGCGGAAAAUCGAGAGGCUAUGGAUUCUUGGCAUUCAAGACGCGGGAGGAUGCUGAGGAGGCGAUUCGGACGAAGAAUGGAGACUGGCUCGGUGGAAGGGCUAUUAGAGUAAAUUGGGCGAACCAAAAGGGCGGUGCGAAUGCCCAAGCUGCUGCUGCAGGAUUCACACUAUCCAUGUCCUCGGCCAUGUCAGCUACGAACGCCACGGUCAAUGCCAUCGCUGAAGCUGGCGCCGGGCAGGGUGCAGCGUCUCGAACGCAGUCGAAGAUAGGGUGGGGUUCUGCUGCCAGGAACAACAGACAGCACUCGGUGCAGCAGCAGGUGGCUAUGCAAGUGGGUCUAGCACGUGGACCGAUGAACAGUUACAACACACCAGUUUAUGCGUUCGGGCAGACGCCACCCGUUGCUACUGGUCCGCCUCGUCCUGCAUCAGUGCCUGUAUCAGUUCCUGCUCAGAUGGCUGGUAGUUCUGGUACGCGGAAAGCGUCUUUCACAUCCAACGCCCCGUCGUCAACCCACUCGCAGGCUCCACAUGGCACCUCCCCGUCGCUCUCAUCUACGCACACGCAUGAUGUCAACCUGCUCGCGUCGCCACAGCCUCCGCUCACGUUCGAGGCUGUGCUCAGCCAGACGCCUCCGUACAAUACGACGGUCUACAUUGGUAAUAUGCCGCCACAGACGACGCAGCAGGAGAUCACGUCCCUGUUCCAGAACCUUGGCAUCAUCAUCGAAGUGCGUAUGCAGUCGGACCGCGGCUACGGGUUCGUCAAGCUCGACACCCACGAGAACGCGGCGCAGGCGAUCGUGCAGCUCAAUGGCACCGAGUUUGGAGGCAGGCAGGUCAAGUGCGCUUGGGGCAAGGACCGACAGGAAAGCUUGACUGCAAUGAGCAUCAGACCUCCUGGAGCAACGCAUCUGCACCCGAACGGGACUGGGCAUCCAGCUGCUGCGGCUGGGAUCCAGAUCCCGCCAGGAAGCAUGGGUAUGAUGUACGGCGUCAUGCCACAGUUCGGCUUCGGAGGCGGUUUCGCCUACCCGGGUAUGAUGCCGAUGGCUGCACAAGUCGGCUUUGGACACCAUGGCGGACUGGGCCCUCACAUUCCCAACAUGGCGGCUGCCGCACAAUUGCAACGGCAGAUGGCUGCCAUGCAAGCCCAGGCCGAGGCACAAGCUCGAGCCGCCGCACAUGCUCAACAUCACCACCACCAGCAGGCUCCUCAGCCGCCCUACGCCCCGCUGAGCGCAUCUCCCGCCGCCUCAUCCAUGCAAGCUCACGGACCCGAGACAACGACGCUCCGUCAAGUACCGCAGCAUCCGCCCACUGGCGGCGAAUCUGCAGGCUUAGCAGCCUCGAGCAGCACGCAAGGUACGCCAGCGUUCUCCGGCCCGCAUUCUUGGCAACUCGCUUGGCAGCAGAGCUGAUGCGUCUUCCGCUCUUCUCUUCGAUCGAAAUUCUGUUUUCCUUGGUAAUGCUGCAGACUUGAGCCUCACGGACCCUCUACAAUUCUAUCCUGGGCCGUACUCUUCCUACAGAGCCAGCUAUGACUCCCUCAACGACUUGAGACAAUGAACAAUUCUCGAACUUCGCCGACGACAGGCCGACAGAAUGGUGUAUCUGACUUCGGCGAGAAACUCCCCAGCGAUCGCCCCUGCUCCUA
Molecule: messenger RNA, 2814 nt
Organism: Tilletiaria anomala UBC 951
Lineage: Eukaryota; Fungi; Basidiomycota; Exobasidiomycetes; Georgefischeriales; Tilletiariaceae
Product: RNA-binding domain-containing protein
Exons: 2
Coding region: 182-2578 (798 amino acids)
Biological process (GO): cytoplasmic stress granule assembly; regulation of mRNA stability; nuclear-transcribed mRNA catabolic process, nonsense-mediated decay
Cellular component (GO): cytoplasmic stress granule
Molecular function (GO): mRNA binding
Source: RefSeq, a predicted model, not a curated record